UAGAUCGAAUCAAUAGCCAACUCCUCUCGUCGUCCUCGUCUCCAAAUCGAGGCAUACCCCAAACCCUAGCCAUCCCCAAUCCGGCCGCCGCGUCUACCGAUCCGUUAGAUCCAUGGCCGCCGCCGCCGCCGCCGCUGCCGGCGACUCCGCUGUACCCAACUGGGUGAUGCUGGAGCGCUUGGCCUUCCGGAGGGACGACCCCGCCUCCUUCCGCGAGGACAGGAGGACCUUCGCUUCCGGCACCACCUCCGCCGGCACUCAAUUCGACGUCUCCUUCAUCCUCGCCGAGCCUCCCACCCCCUCGCGCCUCUACCUCUCGUGGCCGGAAGGGCCCAAGCAGGAUAGCCAGGGCCUGGUCAUGGCGGCCAACCGCAACCUCGUCCUCUUCAGGCUCGACUCCCUCGUCGACAAAUCCCAGCCUUUCGGGGAGGUAGUGCAUGAUUACUUCAUCUACAUAGCUAAUCCCUCCUCACAGCAGACACCCCUGCUCAGACGGCUGCCCCCCUGCACCGAGUACAACGUUUAUAUUGAGAUGCAAGUUACUCGCGUGUUUCCGGUGCUGGCUGUUGGUCUGUUGUGCCAUGGCGAAGACGAGUUUGCCGUGGCGCAUCUGGCCAUCAGGCCUCGCAAAAAAAAAUCAGGGUCUCGCAUAAAAAAAUCAGCUAUGCAAGCUGAGCUAUGCGUGCUACGCUCGUCAUUGUCCAGCAGUGAUGAUGCCAAAUGGGAGACCAAGGUCUUUCCGCUACAGUACCAAUACGAUGAUUUACACUAUGAUUUUCUGAACUGGGAAGUGGAUGGUGUAGUUCCCUUCAAGAAUGCCUUGUGCUGGGUUAACUACUGUAGAGGCAUCCUUUUCUUCGACGGCGUCUUUGAAGACAGACCCAAGGUCUCCUACAUCCGCUUGCCUCUGGAUACUUCUUUCCGAGGGACUGGGACUGAUGCCGAUUCACUCAAGGGGAUGUACCGUGGCUUGUGUGUCACUGAAGGUGGCCAUCGGUUGGUAUUUGUUGAUGUUGCCCGUCAUGAUGGAAAAUGUUAUGGCCCGAGGAUGCCCAACACUGGUUUCACCCUCACCUCCCGGACAUUGAAGAUGACAGGGAAUUGCACCACGCCGUGGGAGUGGAAUCAGGAUGCUGUUGUCACUUCAGAUGAACUAUGGCAUGCAAACACCAUGGAGAGUCUCCCUCGUGACAUUGUGAUGCUCCCAUUGCUGAGUAUGGAUAAGGCCAAUGUUGCGCACCUUUCAAUGCUUGACUGGGAUGGUGGCAGAUUCUCAUUAGUUUCCAUCGACUUGAGUAACAUGCAAGUGAUGGGCCCAGUCAUUACAUACCUCGAAGGGGAGGAUGAUACUGCUGAUGCUGACAUCGUCAAGACAAAGCAAGUAUUAUGUGCACACUUUAUUCCAUCCGAAUUCCCCAAGUUCCUGGAUCUCAGGGAGAGAGAGAACCAUCCAUAAGUCCUGUCACCAUAUCGGCUGGCCACCGUCGUCAUGUGUGUUGCUUCUUCAUUUUCCGGUUCUUAGAUGACGUUGUGCUGGAUUCUACUGCCGACUUUGUUGAUUGGCUACUUCAAUUCUGAGUUUAGUGCUCAGCUUUUGUGUGUUUCCUGCACUUGUGUACUAUAAAUAGCCAGGAAAAACACCUUUACCAGGCUCAUCCGUUGAACUAUAUGAUAAUGCUAGAUGAUGUGUCCAUGCCUUGCUAA
Setaria italica (foxtail millet) is the source of this 1704-nucleotide messenger RNA. RefSeq lists its product as uncharacterized. The transcript is spliced from 2 exons. The record is from RefSeq and is a predicted model, not a curated record. Lineage: Eukaryota; Viridiplantae; Streptophyta; Magnoliopsida; Poales; Poaceae. The coding region runs from base 113 to 1456 and encodes 447 amino acids.